UGUAAUUCUUAUUAUUAUUGAUCAUUUUUCUUUCCCUUUUCUUUCCUUAAACAGAUCUCGCUGGGGAGAAAUUCCUUUGAUCAAUUUCUAGUCAUUGUCUCUAGUCUCCGGUCUCUAGUUUCUACUCUCCAAUCUCUAGUCUCUAAUCUCUGACACCAAGUUUCAUCCUAAACAUUCCAAAGGAAACGAAGAAGGAAAAAAAGAAGAUUCUCGUCCCGAGAGGAGAGACUACCACCCUAUCCCAUCCCAUCUUUGUUCUUCCAAAUUCUACACCGUCUUGUUCGAGAGGUCUUCAAUUUACUCAAUUUACUCGUACAAGAUAAUUCAUUUCUAUACUUGUAAAUUCUCCACACAAAGGAACACUCUUUCACUCCUUCAACUUAACUUAACUCGACUCAACUUAACUCAACUUAACUCAACUCCAUUUCACUUAUAUUCACUUCAUACAACAACAUCAUCUUGCAACUUCCCAUUCCAGAAAAUUAAUAUCAAUAAAAGAUCCGACCCGAACCAAAACCCUCCAUCUUUCGGUUAUCUCGAGAUUCAGAUCACUCUCGCAUGAUUUGAUAGUUUUGCGCCGAAUGUCUCCAUUUACAAAUUCAAUCGCAUUUCCUUAGAAAUUUAUUGGUCAAAUCGAGGAUAAGGGGAGAUAGAGUCUUGAUUUCACCCAGACUUUUGCGCCCAUGGGAAACAGCUCUGGAAAGCCGGUGAACUUCGAAGAUGAAGUGAGCCUCAAUCAUUUUCGACUUCUGCGAGUGGUUGGAAAGGGUGCUUUUGGAAAAGUAAGGAUAGUAGAGAGGAAGGAUACCGGAUUGACGUUUGCGCUCAAGUACAUUCGCAAGGAUGAGGUCGUUCGACAAGAAAGCGUCCGGAAUAUAAUUCGAGAACGACGAAUGUUGGAGCAUCUAAAUCACCCAUUUAUUUGUAACUUGCGAUAUAGUUUUCAAGAUAUUGAGUACAUGUAUCUAGUCGUCGAUUUAAUGAACGGAGGAGAUUUACGCUUCCAUAUUUCGAGAAAGACCUUCACCGAGGAAGCUGUUCAAUUUUGGAUUGCCGAACUUGGGAUUGCAUUAAAGUACAUACACAAGCAGGGUAUCAUACAUCGGGAUGUCAAACCUGACAAUGUUUUAUUGGAUUCCGAGGGGCAUAUUCAUUUAGCAGAUUUUAAUGUUGCAUCGGAUUACACUUCACACAGACUAUUAACGAGCAAAUCUGGCACUCUAGCGUAUCUCGCACCCGAAGUUUACAAAGGAUGUGGAUAUGGCCCUGGCGCAGAUUGGUGGUCAUUGGGAGUACUGUUCUACGAAUGUAUCUACAAUAAGAGGCCAUUUGAAGGUAGCACACAGACAACUCUCGCAGCACAGAUAACCAAAGCUUCACCGAAUUUCCCCAUCACUGCACCAGCCGUUUCUAUGCCAUGUUUACAUGCCAUUAGCUCAGCUCUCGAGGAGGAUCCAGCGAAGCGAAUGGGUUCAGCCGGAUUCGAAACUUUUACCGAUAACCCUUUCUUCAGACCCAUAGAUUUCGAGGCACUCGAGAGAAAGGAAAUCGAGCCAGUCUUCGUUCCAUCCAGUGAAAAGACAAAUUUCGACGCUACUUAUGAUCUCGAGGAAUUACUAUUGGAGGAAGCACCUUUAGAAGCUCGGGCACGUCGACAAAAACCAAGAGAGGCUCUCAAGGAGGAUGCGACAGAGAAGGAAAUCAAGGAAGAAGAACUCCACAAGAUGAUUGAAGCUCAAUAUACGACAUUUGAUUACACCAAGGCAGCGUAUGACAGAUACAAUGAAGGUGGUGAUCCAAAUUCUCCGCCUCCGGUUUCACAAAAUGUUAGCCCGUCGACUCCAGCAUCACAAACUUCUGAUGAAUUUCCAAAGGCCACUCUCACGCGCACUUUAUCUAAGAAUCGCAAGAGAGCAGCUUCGCGGUCUCAGCCAUCUUCACGUUCUGAAUCACCAUCGAAUAGUGCAAAUAUUCCACCAGUUCCCAACUCGCAAAUUCCUGGCUCUCAACAACCUUCCCAAAAUACUAGCCCUGUAUUAGGACCUCCUCGUUCCGUACCUCAUUCACAUUCACCAAGUACCACCAAAACACCCUUAUCACCCUAUCAACAAUCAUAUAACCGCCCUCAUCGUCCUGGUGGAAUACGCAAGGAAUCACAAGGUGGUGGUAUGCAAGUGGUUUUAGGCGAAACUGGAAGUUGGUCAGAAUUGGCCAAGCAAGAUGCAACCCUACCCGCAGAUGCUAAAUUAGUAGAAGCGCAUGCCAAGCCAACUGGUAUGUUAGGAUUCUUAUCGAGAAAGAAGGGUAGAGGACACAGUCCCAAGCCACAGGAGAGGGGUAUCUUAGGAAAGGAAGGUGCAAGAGUUAUUAUAAGCCAAGGUUGAAAAUGUAUUGAAUCAGAAUGAUUCGAUGAGACAUUUCAAUCCUAUUGGUACCCAUUUACGAAUUUCCGGUACACAAUUUCCUUUGGUGCGAUCAAUGUACAUUCAUUGCAUUCGUUGCAUUUUCAAGGGGGGCAAGCGGGAGUUUUAUCACUUUUAUUUUACCCGAUCAUACGUACGCGGCUUUCUCACUACUCGAGCAUGCUGGACUUUUAAUUUCUUUUUCUACAUAUUUCUUUUGUUCAUGACAGAUAUGCUGGAGGAAUUAUGAACUCCAUGUGGUUUUUUUUUCUUACGGAGAGGGAGAUGUAAAUAUUAAAAGAGAAGCGAUCGAAUAGGCAUCUGCCUUGCGAGGAACGAUCGGUACUUGAAGCGAACGAAAGACUCGAACUCGAAUCUGGGAUAUGAUUUUCAUAGGACUAAAUAUGGAGGUACUGGUGGAAUGGAAAUGAUCUCUAGGAUUGAGUAUCGCUUUACAUUCUACUUUUGAGGGUUGGGGGGAAGAGGAUCGAUGAAAUAAGUUGGGAUAGGAUGUGAUGAGAUACCUAGUAGAUACCAUUUGGAGAGGGAAACCGAGAUUGCAAUCUUUAGGAUAUGCGAAUACGGUAUGGGAUAGGGGAUAUUCCCGGGAAUUGGAAUUGGUGAUGGGUAUGGUAUGAUAUGGAUAUGAUGGUUGAUAGAAUAUGAUGGGGUAGGGUAGAAUAGGAUUGGAUUGAUUUAGUUGAGUUGAGUUGAGUUGGAUUGAGAUAGAAUAUGGGAGGAAUGGAUGGGUGGAUGGAUGGAUGGAUGGAUGGAAUAAGAUGAGAUGAGUUUGAGUACUUUUGUAGAUAUGAUACCAAGAUGAAAUACGAAGCAUCUUUUCUCUUUUUUUUA
Messenger RNA from Botrytis deweyae, 3254 nucleotides. RefSeq lists its product as uncharacterized. Gene Ontology annotation, molecular function: ATP binding; protein serine/threonine kinase activity. The record is from RefSeq and is a predicted model, not a curated record. The transcript has 7 exons. Bases 684 to 2384 code for a protein of 566 amino acids. Lineage: Eukaryota; Fungi; Ascomycota; Leotiomycetes; Helotiales; Sclerotiniaceae. Gene Ontology annotation, biological process: peptidyl-serine phosphorylation; intracellular signal transduction.